Messenger RNA from Endocarpon pusillum Z07020, 384 nucleotides. RefSeq lists its product as uncharacterized. Bases 1 to 384 code for a protein of 127 amino acids. NCBI's taxonomy places the organism in Eukaryota, Fungi, Ascomycota, Eurotiomycetes, Verrucariales, Verrucariaceae. The transcript has a single exon. The record is from RefSeq and is a predicted model, not a curated record.
AUGCGUGUAAAGGUCGAAGAAGACUUAACUAAUUCAGAGGCCUUGACGUUGAUGCGUGUAAAGGUCGAAGAAGAUCUGGCAUCGGUGGGGACCAGCAGCACACAGCGACUGCAGAAGAUCAUCAAAGGUUUUCAGAGCACGCUCGCUCAUUGUGCUGUCUUGUCCGCUGAAAACCGGUGGCUGAUGGAGCAGAACAACGAGAAGACGGCACGAGCUUCGGUUCGCUCAACGGUUGUAGGUGGACCCAAAGUAAUGACAUACAAUGACAUUGUCGAACGACAAAAGUUUCGAGAGACCGUAGAAAGACGAAACUCUGGCGCAACAAAACGCCGGACCGGUGGUCGCAAACCUGCUGAGAGCAACGCCGCAGAGCAGGCAGGUUGA